Molecule: messenger RNA, 5048 nt
Organism: Tuber aestivum (summer truffle)
Lineage: Eukaryota; Fungi; Ascomycota; Pezizomycetes; Pezizales; Tuberaceae
Source: the annotation of a GenBank genome assembly
UGGAGCCGUGUCUGUUUGAUCCAUUGUCUCCGCCUUCAACAACAUCAUCAUCAUCAUCGUCCCAUUUUUCCUCCACUCCCGCACUCUUUCUUUCCCUCCUCCUUUCUCCGUGCUUUCCCUUCCUCUUGUUUUCUUUCACCCGUGCGUACCGGGGUGGGGUGGUCACUGGUCAAUCGGUCGUUCUCUUCGAGUCGUUCUCUCUCUCCUUCCGUUUCUUCCCUUCCAUUUUCCGCUUUUUUUUUUCUUUUCCGCUAUCCCGUCCUAAACCCCCCCUCCCCUCUUUCCCCCCAAGGGUCGUUAUCCGAGUACUCGAGUACGGUACGGUACCUUCUGUUCUCGAGAAACACGUCUUACUCGGGUACCUUCACUCUUCCCUUCCGCACCCUUUUGUCCUCCGUCUCCGUCCAAGUGUGUAUCUACCCGUCCGUCCGCCAAUUCUGUCAACUAGGAUCUACGUCCUGCCGAGCUUCCUCGGUCGUACUCGUUACCAAUUAUUGAAUUUGUUUAUUGUGCGUACGGUACGGGGGUACCGGUACCGGUACGUACCUCUUCCCUUCCCGGGGCCCUGCAUUUGAAAGGAGAGGAUAAAAAAAGGAAAAGGAGCAGAACGUGCUAGGGUGGAGGGGGCACAGGAAAGGAAAAAUAAACAAUUUGCGGAUAGUGCUGACCUUGGCAACAAUAGCCCUUUUCCCGUUUACUCCCCUGGACCUGGACCUGGGCUGGAGGAAACGUAGUCGUAAAGGAUAAACCCAACCACUCCCCCGACAUCCGACGUCGAACAAACGUUUCCCUUACUCCUCCGCGUCACGUUAGGGAUUUAUCCCUUCGGUACUAUCCCUACCCAUCUGUCUACCCUUACACAGUGCAGCAGCAGAACCCUCCAGAUUUUUUGUACUGACAAAAACGCCUUUCCCUCCCCAUUUUAGUUCCCAUUUAUUUUUCUGAGCGACGAAUACCCCAUCAACGGUUAUAGAUUGUCUCGUCUCGUUCUUCUAGAUCUAGAGGAUAGCCAUACCUUAUGCUGAGGGGAUCGCGAUAGAGUUUCCGUUUUCCUUUGGUUCGUCCGUCUGUUUGUCUUACGUUUGUUCAACGAUAGGGUAUAUCCCUGGUGGAUCCGUAAAUCUUCGACUUUCAAUAGGGAUUUGUGAGGUGUAGCUGGUAACUUGGCACUUUUUCGCUUUUCUCCCCAAAAUUUUACCACGAUGGGCAUCCAUUGACAUCUUUUCGGCGCAGGCUUUGGAGGCUUUUCGCUCGCUGAGGAAUAUCCACCAAUGGCGACCACAACAACAACAACACUACCUCGUCCCCCUCGCACAUCUUUCAAUGCAUCUCAGCCACCGACAUCGGCCCUGCCAGCUUUGCCAAAUUCCCUCUCCAAUCGAGCAUCCACACAGAACCUUCGCAAGGCCUCUUUGCUCCCACAGACACCACGCAAAAUUUCGGGACCGUUACAACGCCCUUCGACACCCUCCUUACCGGUACUAACGGAUGCCAAGAAUUUGGUUCCUCGUCGGGCGGUAUCAAUAGCGUCGUUUCCACAGCCACCUAGAACAGGGGGUAGUCGGAUAGCGAGUUUGCCACCUACGAGCUCGCUGAGCACGUGUAACCUGGUGGCCAACGAUGGAAGCAAGCCGCUGUCUCCCUCGCCUGCUGUGAGCCCAAAGCGGGGAAGUGUAGGGCUGGAGAGGUCGCCUAGCUCACGGAGUAUCAAGACAAGCAAGCCGAAAACCGUCUCGGUUGGAAGCCUCGGCUCGGGGUUUUCGGGCAGCGCGGGUGGAACCGCGUAUCUGAGUCCUCCUCACAGCAGGAGCAGCAGCGCGCAGGGUAGUUACUCCACUAAUGCUACUACUAUUGAUGCUGGUGCUGGAAGUGGGGAUGAGCUUACCGCUAGGGGUCGGACCGAUGAAAAGUUUGGAGAGCGUGAAGGAAAGGGAAAUGUCAUCGUGUCGGUCCGAGUAAGGCCGGACUCCAACGACAGUGGUGGGGGCGGCAGUAGCGAAUGGAUCGUUGAUGGGCGCGACGGAAAGGUGGGAUAUGGUGGGAGGGACGGAGGAAUAUAUGAGUACGAUAAUGCCUUUGGUCAAAACGACAAUAAUUCCCGGGUUUACGAUUCUUGCGCUAAACGGCUGGUACGGCGGGUCAUGGAAGGGUACCACGGAACCGUCUUUGCAUACGGUAUGACAGGAACGGGCAAAACUUUCAGUAUGCAGGGGACCACAUCCUCGCCGGGUGUAAUCCCGCUGGCCAUCACCGACAUCUUCUCCUUCAUUAGAGAGACACCCCAUCGGGAGUUUUUGCUUAGGGUUAGUUACUUGGAAAUUUAUAAUGAACGGAUACAUGAUUUGCUUGCUACGCAGCCCGGAGGAACUGGCUUCAUCCCCUUGGAUCAGCAGAUGAAGGGGGAAGAGAUUAAGCUGAGAGAGGAUGCCAAGAGGGGUGUAUAUGCGACACCUUUGAAGGAGGAGAUUGUACAGAGUCCCACACAAUUGCUUCGCGUGAUUGCCCGUGGUGACUUGGCCAGGAGGACAGGCAGCACCCAGUUCAAUGCUCGGUCGUCGAGGUCCCACGCUGUUGUGCAAAUUGUGGUGGAAUCGAGGGAUCGAAUUCCUGGGACAACAGCCGGAGGCGGGUCAAUGGUUGAUAAUCGACGGGCCGGUAUUACUGGGGGUGUGCGUGUGAGCACAUUGAGCUUGAUUGAUCUGGCUGGCUCGGAGAGAGCCGCCGAGAACAAGGAGCGCCGGACGGAAGGCGCUCAUAUCAACCGUUCGCUCUUGACGUUGGGAACUGUUAUCGCCAGGUUAUCGAGUGUUGACAAGGAGGGAAAUGGAAAGGACAAGGAUGGAAACCAUUUGCCGUAUCGCGACUCCAAAUUGACUCGUCUGCUUCAACCUGCGCUGUCCGGUGGCUCGCUGGUGAGCAUCCUGUGCACAAUUGCCUUUCCCCCUUCCCAAGUGAGUGGUGCCGCGAAUGCUACCCACAUCGGCGAGACUAUGAACACCCUCAAGUUUGCGGCGAGAGCCAGGAACAAUAUAGUUAGUCAUGCAAAGAAGGCGGACGAAAGUCUUGCGGGCGGGGUUGAUGCUGGUAGUCGUGUCUUGCUUGAGAGAUAUCGUGUGGAGAUUAGCGAACUCAGAGCACAACUCGAUUCGCAAAAACGCAAAGAAGGUGAUGAUAUGAAGGAUAGGGAGGAGAGGGAAGAACGAGAGGUCGAAAGGGUUUGUUUUAUGCUGUCGAUUUUUUCUCCCCUUACCUCCCUUUACUGAUGUUAGGAAUGUCUUAGCACUCUGAACAACUCCUUGAAAUCCAACUUGCUCGCACGGCGCUUAAGGAGCGUAUAGAACACCUUAACCGCCUGAUACUGUCGUCCAAGUCCUCUGGCGUCAAUUCCACCCGCAAUUCGCAUCUUGCCGGGAACAGUGGUCACAUGUCAUCACUUUCAAUCCGGUCUUCGACCACGACCACCCAUCUGGCCCGUCCCUUUUCCACCGGGUCUUCGGGUUCUACUGCCAUCAACGGCGGCGGUAGCGAAUGUGCCGAUGAUGAUUCGACCGGGGAACUUGGCGAUGGAAGUGCGACACUUGCUGCGCAGGUUCGGGCCCUUCAGGCAGAUGUAACCGAUAAAAACCGUUACAUUGCCACCUUGGAAAAGCGACUUCUACAAGCCCGUCGCAGCUCGCAAAGCAGGGCUAGCAUUGGCUUCUCACCGCCUCACAAAGUCCCCGGUAUAUUCAGCGGGGGUGAGUUAGUCGAGGAAGCGCGGGUGGAUGUUCUUCUCCGGGAGAAGGAUGAGGAGAUUGCAGAGUUAAGGGCUAGAUUAGACGACAAGGAAAGGAUGGUAUCCGCUCUACGGAGUGCUGCUCGAAAACGGGAUGUAGCGGAGGUUGGGAGAAGGAGUAAACCAUCAAUCGACGAGGGGAGACGUCGGAAAGCCAGUGGAAGCAGCGGUGGCACAGUUGAGGGGACAGAAAAUGAGACCUUUUGAAUAAAAGAAGACAGAACUGAAUAACUACUGCUAUUGCCGCUACGAAACUGAGAAAAAAUGCGGGGUUAAAUUGGGUGGUUAUUUUAUUGCUCUCUGUUGUGAUUUCUAUUUGUUUCUAUUUGCUACUUUCUUUCGUCUUAUUGUCUAUUUGCUAGUUUGAAUUUCUUCUCGGCUCACUGGUUGGUUGGUUGGUCGGUUGGUGACGGUGGGUUUUUCAUUUCGAUUUUCUGUUCAUCUCCUUGGGUCUGGGUUGAAAUUUGAUGUUUGCAACUCGUAACUGUUUUAUACCUUUUGUUUUCGCGCUUGCAUUAUUUAUUUAUUUUGAAUGGCUGUUUUUUCCCAUCUUUUCUUGUAUGUUGUAUCUUUUUAUUUUUUUUAUUUUUGCCUGGCGGAUGCCUUCCACUUCUUCCCUUUCAGCCUUUAGGGUUUACUUUUACACCUUUUUUCUCAUUACCUUUUCUGUCUGUCCCUGGUUAAUUAAUCUCUUUCUUUACUUCUUCCUCUCUGUUCAAUGUUUUUUUUUGCUACACGGAGAAUUUUGUCUGAGGAUGAGACGAAGGGGCUGGUGACCAGUCGUGACUGGGUUGUAUUGCCAGUGUGCAGAGGGUAGUUUAGAUGAAUGCGGAUGAUUGAUAUCCAUCUGUCCAUCCAUUUGGUUAUCAAGUGAUUAGUAAUGUGAUAUGCCUUGGUUGGCUUGGCGGGUGGGGAAAUCGAGCCACAGAGUCUCACUCGGCUGGAGAUGUUGAUGGCGGAAUGCUGAGUGCUCCUGACAAUUCACUGGCCACUAGAUGGAAACUGGUGGGUUGAAGGGCAUCACGGCUCGGUCGUGAUACAAAAAAACAGGCCAUCAUAUUAAUUACCCUCCCUGGUCUUUGAAUAGCACUGUACGCGGUUGGCACCGUACCACCGUACCUCGAGUAUAGCUGCACAGCACCGACCGAUAUGACCAUCCCUAAGCCGGCGGGCAGGUAGGUACUAGAGGGUUUAAAGUCCCGGAAGAAUUUAGUAACGCGGGCAGUCACUAUGGAGCGCUGGUGCCCGCCAUACGGUUUCCUCGCAGCCAGCG